Molecule: messenger RNA, 470 nt
Organism: Paramecium sonneborni
Lineage: Eukaryota; Ciliophora; Oligohymenophorea; Peniculida; Parameciidae
Source: the annotation of a GenBank genome assembly
UUCUUAAUUAUGAAAAAAAUGGAACCAAAAUAAUUAGAUUAGUCUUCUUCAUUAAAUUGCAUGUUUAGUGAAGACGAAUUAGAAAAUAUGGAUGAAAUUUUGGUAAUGAAUAGAAUUGAGAUGUUUAAUAUAGUCUUAGACAGAUAGUCCAAUAAAAUGUCCUCCCAUUAGUGAGGUUACCGAAGAUAAUUCUAGUUCAAUGGCAUCUGAAGAUUAAGGUGAAUAUAAUAGAAUACAUAAUUAGAUCAACAAUAAAGAAUUAAUUAAAGACAUAAGAAUACUGUAUAAUUAGUAUUAGAUGUUAACAUGGUAAAUGAAUAGAUUUAAAAAAAUGCUCGAAAAGCCCAUUCUAAGGAAUUUUUGAAAGAAUUAGUUUCAAAACAAAAAAACAGAUUUUAAUUAGAUGGAUUUAAUUUAGAUUUAACAUGUAUUAAAUCUUAAUUAUAAAUGAUAUUACACCAUAAAUAAUA